GAGAGACGCGCGCGUCCCGCAGACAGCGACUCCUCCACUCGCUCGGCGCGUCGCGGAGGAAACAGGACGCAGCUGCUGCAGUUCACGGUCAAACCUCGCACGCUGUUCUUCUGUUCUUCUGUGCUUGUCUCUUUCUUUUUCUUUCAUAGAAAACCUCUCUUUCCCUCCUCCUCCUCCUCCUCCUCCACCGCACUGACGCACCCGCCGGCCGCCUGUUGCGCACUGUGGGUCUGCGUUUGGAGAGAGAGGCGCGCGCCGCCGCCGCGGAGCCAUGGCCGCCAUCAGGGCUCUGGAGCAGUGGUGCCGGCUGCAGGUCGACGGCUACAGGGACGUGUCCGUCACCAACAUGACCACCUCGUUCAGGAGCGGACUGGCCUUCUGUGCCCUCAUACACAAGUACCGACCGGACCUCAUAGACUAUGACUCACUCAGAAAGGAGGAUGUGUUCGAGAACAACAGACUGGCUUUUCAGGUCGCGGAGGAGGAGUUGGGGAUCCCGGCGUUGUUGGACGCAGAAGACAUGGUGGCGUUAAGGGUCCCAGACAGGCUGAGCAUCCUCACCUACGUGUCCCAGUACCACAACUACUUCAAGGGACGGCAACCAAUGGGAGGCGUAAAGAGGCCAGCAGAGGGCUCCAAGGAGGAGCCAUCGGAGAAGAAGAAUCUCCCCGUGGUCGCCAAAACCUUUGUGUCUAAAACCCCCAUUGAGAAUCGUUCACCUUCCAGCCGCACAGCGCAGAGCUCCCCCAAGUCGAGCAGAGCUGCAGCUCAGAAGACGGUUUUGGCAGAAAACGCCAACAAAAGCGGGACCCUCAACAGCAAGUGUGUUGCGUGCAAGAGCCACGUUCACCUGGUCCAGAGGCACUUUGUGGACGGCAAGCUCUAUCACAGGAGCUGUUUCAAGUGCAGCGAAUGCUCCGGCGUGCUCCACGCAGGAGGCUACAGACCUGGGAAGAAUCCGGACACUCUCAUCUGCAACACCCAUCAGAACAGUUGCAAACCGUCCUCCUCCUCCGUGGCAGGAAUCAAAAACGUUCCCGCCGGUUCAGCUGUGCGAUCGACCGGCGCCAGCCAGGCCCAGCCGGCACCACGCCUCCCCUCUUCUGUGCUGUCAGCCCCUCUGAAUGUUGUGCGGAAGCCAGUCAGUCCUACUCCGCCUUCCCAGUCCUGGACGACCUCAGCCCAGAAGACGCAGGUGGACCGGCAGAGGUUUUUCCAGGCUGCGACGCCAGUCACAGAGGCCCCGGCAGGCAACGGGGAGCCCGCGGGGCCCUCCGGUGUUUUGGGGAGGCCAAAGGUCCCACCGAGCAGUUAUGACGAGAAGAGCAGAGUCACGGCGACGACUGGAAAGAAACUGGCAGAAGAAAACCGCAACAAUAACAACAAACGUCCGUUCACCAUCCGCCCAGCAGAGAGACGGUUUGGAGAUGAGCCGAGUCCCGCUGACAGCCCCGCGUUGAGGAAGGAUAAAUGGAGCCAAGGCCCGACAGGAAACUGGGCAGGACAGCCCUCCAGCAGCCAGACGAACAAUAAGGAAGCGCCGUGUCCGAAGGCCGUCGACGGAGGCGACACGAGGCCAACAACUGUACACACCAGCGCCAAAGGUCCAGUUUGGCGAGAGGAGCAAUCAAAGUUGAAACCUGUGAGAACCGAGCUCGGUCUAAAAGAAGCCGAAGCCUCCACUGAGCAACGUAAGCCUGGAUUCACGUCCUGGCCUUCCUCAGACGUCUCCGUGGUCGCGACGAGGCCUCCCUCGGCCCCAGCAUCCGCUGUACCUCCCGUUAGCGUUGCUCUGUUUGAUCCUGCGCACGUCACGAAAGUCUCUCCACAGAAACCUCCGCCUGCCUCUGGAAACCACGGUCUUGAACAUGGGAGUCACUCGCCUGUGAAAUCCCCACCCAGACGGCCGGCUGUGCAACCCAUUUGCUUUCCGCCAACCACCCCAGCCAAUCAUGGAAGCCCGUCAGGUGCUAAAAAGGGAAAGUAUUUGUCACCCACCAACGCCUCCAGGACUGAAAUGAGGUCACCCUCCGCGAAGUCAUAUCAUAUCCCGGCAGAGCAGAUUGAGACGGAGCUGAGUGAUAUUGAGACAAACUUGGCCCAGCUGGAGAAGGAAGGUGUGGAGCUGGAGAAGAGGCUCCGCAGCUGUGAGGAAGAGGGAGAGGGAGACAUACUGAUGGACCCACUGAUGGUCGACUGGUUCAACCUGAUUCGGAAGAAGCAGAUGUACAUUAGAAAGGAAUCGGAGCUCGUUUACACAGCCAGGACUCAGGAGCUGGAGCAGCAGCAGCCAGGUGUGGAGGGCGAACUCCGCAGGCUGCUGGAGAAGCCAGAUCAUCUGAAGUCCAGAGACGAGCGACGGCGGGAGACGACGUUGAUGCAGAGACUGAUGGAGAUUGUGAACGGCAGAAAUGCGAUCGUGGAGGGUCUGGACGAGGACAGGCUGAGGGAAGUGGAGGAGGAUCAGCAGUUGAAUGAAAUGAUGAAAAAUCUUGGAGUAAAGAAAAGCAAAAAUAAGAGGAAAUCCUCCAUCUCAAAACUGUUCAGACGAAGAAGUAAAAGACGCGUGGAAUGAUCCUCGAGGGUUUUAUUUGUUUUAACUAAACUUAAUUAUUUUUUAAUUGUUUUAAUAUUCUUUAUAUAUUUUUGAAGGUUUUUAUAUUUAGGUGCAGCAGUAUGUAGUGUGCUAAUAAGAAGGCAAAGGACAAGAUGUCAAAUCAGGAAAUAUAAAGGCUCAAAUCAUGUGGUUUGUUUUUUUUGAAAAAAAUGUUAUUUUGGUUUCACCUUCACCUUGAAGAUUCACCUUCAGUUCCCAGUUAAUUGUGUUUUUAUUGUGGUGCAAAAUUUCUGUAUAGUUCAUGAUUUAAUCUUUCCUUUAUUUUCCACAAGGGGUGUAAUUUUUUUUCACAAUUGUUUUGUCACGGUAAUACAAAAGGGGUGUUUAAUUACAUGGCAAAUGCUGCCAUGAAAGUUUCCCUUAUAUUAAUUAAACGUCAAUGUCACAAGAAAUACCACCAUUUAUAUGAUAAGUAUGUAAUGUAAAAAAUACUGGUGUAUUUAUUUAAUUAUUGGAAUGAGGUGUCUAAUUCAUAAGUUCGGCAAAUUCAAAUGCACUUGGUCAAAAAACAAAAACCUGGAUGCUGGGAGUUUCAUAUUAACCAUCAUGAUGUGUGAAUUACAAAGGGGAGCACUGGCUGCUCCACGUGCAAAAUGGGAAUGAGGAGAAUAAAUGUGUAAAUCCUUCAACGGUCUCGAAAUCCGAAAUGAAAUUAGUUCCGUAUUUAUUCAAUAAUGGAUUUUAACAAAUUUCCUGUAAGGAUAUUAGCAGGAGGGGGAAAAAAAGGGGCCUUGACAAUUAAGUUUGAAUGGCUGUGGAGUGUAAAAUAAGGAGCCACACAUGUUGAGCUGCCUUGUUGCAGACGGCCGUUUCCUCUCCCACACUGUACUGUAGGUGGCAGCCUGGGUAUGCUGUAUCGCAGGGCGACAACUUGGAAAUCCAAUUUGCCACAGUACAGACAGUUAAUUUCUUUGCUAAUUUUAUAAAUGCUGCAAAAGUGUUCGGCUGUGCUGAUGCAAUAAUGUUAUGUGAAAAGAGGAUUAGGUCGAGCAGUAGCUUAUGGCCGGGUGAGGCUUAUAAACUAUAGGUUGUAUUGAGCCCUUUAUCUUCAAACCUGGUUUAAUUAAACAUUACUCUUUACCAAUAUCUGCAUCAGAAUUCCGCUGCACCUGAGCUAUUAAAAUGUUCAAACGACGUGCGGAGUCACUUGUGAGGAAAAUGGCCUUCGCUGUGUUUGCGGGGGACUGUACUGUAAUGUUGCAUUUUAGGAGUGUUAUUGAAUGGUUUGUACUCGUACUCUAUAUUUUUAAACUUGAAAUCUGUUGUCCAAUAAAUCCUUUGAAGCUUA
Molecule: messenger RNA, 3905 nt
Organism: Scophthalmus maximus (turbot)
Lineage: Eukaryota; Metazoa; Chordata; Actinopteri; Pleuronectiformes; Scophthalmidae
Gene: micall2a
Product: mical-like 2a
Exons: 17
Coding region: 272-2575 (767 amino acids)
Molecular function (GO): protein binding
Source: RefSeq, a predicted model, not a curated record